UGUUCAAUCGUUUUUGUAAUUCCGUGCAAUUUGGACGUGUUUUUGGAGCUGCUCCUGCUGCGCUGCUGAACGGUGUAUGUGUGUGUGACUGUGUGUGCUGUCUCUCGCUGGCUGUGUUAGUGUUUUAAAUAAGUUUCCUUUAACAAAUUACAAAAGAUAAUCGACGAAUUUCUCUCUCGCUCGCUUUGCUAAUUCUCUUGGUGGCGUGUACAACAAAGUGAACAAAAGUAACGCGUGUGUAAAAAACGUAUAGUUUAAAUAAAAACCCACCACCCACACAAACAAAAAACAGCAACAACAAAACUACAAUAUGAGCUGGCAAGAUUAUGUUGAUAACCAACUUCUGGCCUCCCAAUGCGUAACCAAGGCGUGCAUUGCCGGACACGACGGCAACGUUUGGGCGCAGUCCAGCGGCUUUGAGGUUACAAAGGAGGAGCUGGCCAAAUUGAUUAGCGGAUUUGAACAGCAGGACAUCCUUACCAGCAACGGUGUUACAUUAGCCGGCCAACGGUACAUUUACCUCUCAGGCACAGACCGUGUGGUGCGCGCCAAACUGGGCCGAAGCGGUGUGCACUGCAUGAAGACGACACAAGCCGUCAUCGUUUCCAUUUAUGAGGAUCCUGUACAGCCCCAGCAGGCCGCUUCCGUGGUAGAAAAGCUUGGAGAUUAUCUGAUUACCUGCGGGUACUAGAAAAUAAAAGUUUACACAACAACAACCACACCAUCAACAACAACAACAUGCACACCAACAAGACAGCAAACAAGAAUUCGAUAAGCAACCGUAAAUGAACUACAAAAUAUAUAUUUAAAAAAAAAAAAAGUAAUUAAUAAUAUUUAAAUUUAUGCCAAGAAUCAUUUUGCGGUAAUUGUGGUCAAGACACGAAUUAUAAAAUGCUAUGUCAGAAAGAAAGAAAAACAAAAAAAACAAACGUAAGAAA
Messenger RNA from Drosophila busckii, 938 nucleotides. RefSeq names its product profilin (gene chic). The record is from RefSeq and is a predicted model, not a curated record. Lineage: Eukaryota; Metazoa; Arthropoda; Insecta; Diptera; Drosophilidae. Gene Ontology annotation, cellular component: cell cortex. Gene Ontology annotation, molecular function: actin monomer binding.